AUGGGCAAGGCUUUGGGUCUGUCUGGGGAGAGAGCUUGGACCCUGGUAUCCACCCCAGUCCCAACCCUACCAGCUGGCCAGCGGGCAGGCAGCAUUGAGCCGGACCUGGGCCUGGCCUGCCCUCUCUGGGUCUCCCCAGGGGGUCUCCCCCCCACUGGUGGGCGGUCCUUUGUAGCCAGGGCUGGGGGUGGGGGCUGGUUCUUUCCUCUCUGGGGGGGGCGGGCCCAGGGCUGCCUGAGGCUCCUACAGCCCCCAGGGGGCCAGGGCAGGGGUCAGGGGGCGGGCCUGUGGGGGAGGGUUGAGCUGCUGCCUGAGCUGCUUCUCCUGCAGGACUGGGGCUCCUUAGAUGCUUGCCUGCAGGCCACACUGUCUGCUCUGUACCCACCCUUCGGGCCCUCAGCAGGGGUGCUGCUGGGCCAGGUGCUGGCUGUGAUUGAGAGGGCCUACGGGGGUGACGGGCUGCGCUAUCUGCUGGACUUCCUGCUGCCUGCCCGCCACAUACUGCACUGUGUCCAGCUGCAUGCCUGUGGUCAGUACCCGGGGCGCCUCUUUGCCCAUGCCGGCUGGCCCCUGUGCCUAGGGGAGCACGUGGUGGUGCACCUGGCCUCCCUGGACUGGCGUCUGCUGGAGCCGGGGGACUUCUACCUGCAGCUGGUGCCCUUCCUGAGGCGCCAGCCCCGCCUGGUGCUCACCUGCCUGGCCCCUGGAGGUCACGGUGCCCAGCAGCUGCCCUUGCCAGAGGCCAGCUAUUCGGCGAUCUUCACACCCCGCUGGCUGGACGCCUUCAACGCUAGCCAGGCGCCCGGCCCGUGGGCCCUGGGCUCCUGCCUCCUGGUGGCCCCUGGGGGACGCGUCCUGAGGGUGCCCUGGGAGCAGGUCCUGAGGCCUUGCUUCUUGGAUGAGCCGGGGGUUGAGGGUCCCCCCAGAGCCAUCAUGGCUUCGCCAGGACCCUCCAUGUUGCCAGGCUCACGGGAUGAUUCUGGCAAAGACACCCCGGAGAGCCUGGACCCUCCUGGCAUUCAGCAGUGCCCUGCGGGGUGUGAAGAGGAUGCUGAAGUGCCAGCCUCCCCCAGCAGCUCUGAUGGAGAGGAAGACAGUCUAGACCCCGUGGUGGCCCAAGCCCAUGCCACCGACUGGAGGUAUGCCGUGUGCAGCUACGAGGAAGGCCCGGAGCCUCCAGAGGCUGAGGCUGAGGCCUCCACCCCGCCUGGCCCUCCCCCAGGGGCCGUGGACCCACAGCUCUCUGCCCGAACACCCCUGCCAGAUGGGCAGAGUGGGGAGGAAGGGACCGCUGGGGCCCAACCAGAAGAAGCCGAACCCUGUGGCAGCGAGAGCCCCCCAUCUCCCAGGCCAGUCCAGGAGGAAGGGCAGGGCCGGGGACCCCUGAGACCAGGCCCUGGGUGCCCCCCGCUCUCCAAUCCUGAGGAUGCCCUGGAGAGGAGGGAGCCCAGGAACGCGGAGAAGGCCACAGGCCUGAAGUCACCUGGAGCAAACAUCUUGGGAAUGGACGGAACAGAAAAGCUCUCCUCGGGUGAUCCUGAACAGUGUCCGGCCCUGCCUGUGCCCGUGAUGCCCACCACCGCCCAGGACUUGUGCCCCCAGCUGCUGGCCAGUGGCCUAGCUGUGCUGCCUGGAACCAGGGACUCUGAGGGCCGAGCAGUGCUGUUGGUCUUUGCCCACCAUCCUGCCUGGCACGGUCCUCACUGCGGCACCCAGGAGCUCGCAGGCCUGUUCCUUUAUUUGCGCAGCAUUCCCAGCCCCGAGGUGCAGGCCCUGGGACUGACUGUGCUGGUGGACGCCCGGCACUGCCCGCCCAGUCCCCACCUCUUCCUGGGGCUUGGCGAGAUGCAGAAGGCUGUCCCGGGCUCCGUGCACCAGGUCCUUCUGCUGGGGAAGAUGUCGGGGGCUCCACCUCCAGGACUAAAGCUGGAGCUGCUGUCCUCUCGUCAGGCUCUUCUCGCCUUCAUCCCCAACUCCCAGCUGCCCCUGACUCUGGAAGGCUGCCUCCCCUACAGCCACAGUGCUUGGCUGGAUUUCCGAAAGCGGCUGGAAGCCUUGCAGCGGAGUUGCCUGGAGGCCUGCGCCCUGCUUCGGGCGGCCAUCGAGAGUGUGGAAGCUGCCCCUGAGCCAGAGGGGCCUGGGGGAGCCGGGCAGCUGCUGCAGGACCCACAGGAACUGAUGAAGCGGGUGCUGAAUGACCCUCAGCUGACCCAGCUGCAACGAGAGGGUGGCACGGCAUUGGCACAACUACAGUGGGAAGAUCCAGGAGUUGUUCAGAGCCCAGACUACAGGCUGGCAGUGGCCGAGGCAGGGAAGCUGUAUGCUCAGGUAGACGGGCUGCUGCACCAGCUGGUUACUCUCUGCAACCAACGAAUGCGGGCACUCGAGCUGGGAAAGACGGUGGAGGCCCAGGCAGGAACACUGGCCGAGAUCCAGGCCUGGCUGCAGAAGGUAGGCUGGCCAGGGCUGAAAGGGCCCGAGGAACCUUCGCUGGACAUGCUGCUUGAGGCUCGGGAUGCCUUCUGGGAGCUGGACCGGGUUGGCCAGGAGCACGUCCGGCAGGCCGAGGGGAUUCUAGCUGGCUGGGAAGCGGAGGAGCUGGGCCGGCUGGGCGCGCGGGGAGCCCGCCUCCUCUCCUUGCAGACGCUGCUGUCGGAGUUCUCGGGGGCGCUGGCCCACCGCCGUCGGCAGCUCAUGGAUGCCCAGCAGCUCUCUCACCUGCUGGAUCAGGCCCUGGCAUGGGCACAGGACCGGCAGAAAGCGCUGGCCAGGCUGGCCGAGGAGAAACGCGCCUCCCCAGAGGCGGUGCUACAUUACCUGCAGCAGCACCGGGCUCUGCACCCUGACCUGGCGCCGUCCCACUUUCAAGAGAUGCGGGCCCUGGCGGCGGGGCUGGGCUCCAAUCUCGCCACCCAGCAGUGCCACCUCGUGUGGAUCCAGUGCCAAGACGCCCAGCUGGCUUUGGAUAGGAAGCUGGAGGCUGCGCUCAGGGCACGGCAAGUGCUGCCCGCCUUGGCCAAGGGCUGGGAGUGCCCCCGGGGUGGCGGCAGCAGCAGCAGCAGCUCCUCGGACCAGGCCUCCCUGGCGUCCGGCAGAGAGACCGAGGAGCGGGCGAGAAGCCUCAUUUCCUCGGGGCCCGCCCCCUCCCGCACCCUGAACAGGGCACGCGCUUUCAAGCCAGGGGCGAAGCAGAGCCUGAGGAGCUCCGUGGGCCAGCUCAGCCUGGGGGAGCCUUCGCCCUUGCCCUCGGCCUCCCCCCGCAGCCCCUCGGGCACGUUCACGGAGGCUCCCUUCCAGAGGUGCCUGGGCGCCCUGCACGCAUUGCCCAGCCAUCCCACGCUGGAGGCCAGCCCCCAGAACAGGCUGCGCCUGGUACUGGGAGAGAUGGUGGCGACGGAGCGGGAGUACGUGCGGGCCUUGAACUACGUCGUGGAGAGCUACUUCCCCGAGCUGGAGCGGGCGGACGUGCCCCAGGUCCUGCGGGGGCAGCGGGCCCAGCUCUUUGGCAACCUGGAGAAACUGUGGGACUUCCACCGUCACUUUUUCCUGCGGGAGCUGGAGAGCUGCAGCCAGCACCCCCUACGAGUUGCCCACGCCUUCCUGCGUCACAGGGAGCAGUUUGGGCUGUACGCCCUCUACAGCAAGAACAAGCCCAGGUCCGACAUGCUGCUGGCCAGUCACGGGAACGCCUUCUUCAAGGAUAAGCAGCGGCAGCUGGGCGACCACCUGGACUUGGCUUCCUACCUGCUGAAGCCCAUUCAGCGGAUGAGCAAGUACGCCCUGCUGCUCCAAGAACUGUCCCAGACCUGCGAGGAGGGGCCGGGCCCCAGCUGGGCCCGAGAGCCCGACCUGGCCGCCCUGCGCGCCGCCCGGGACCUCGUUCGAUUCCAGCUGCGGCACGGCAAUGACCUGUUGGCCAUGGAUGCCAUCCGCGGCUGUGACGUGAACCUCAAGGAGCAGGGCCAGCUGGUCCGCCAGGACGAGUUCACGGUGUGGUCGGGGAGGAAGAAGUGCCGCCGGCAGGUCUUCCUCUUCGAGGAGCUCGUCCUCUUCAGCAAGGCUCGGCACAGGCCGCAGGGCACCGCCUCCUUCAUCUACAAGCAGUCCUUUAAGACGUCCGACAUAGGACUCACCGAGAACUGCGGAGACAGCGGCCUGCGCUUCGAGAUCUGGUUCCGGCGCCGCAAGGCGGGCGACACGUUUGUGCUACAGGCCACCACCCAGGAGAACAAGCGGGCCUGGACAGCUGACAUCGCCAGCCUGCUCUGGAGACAGGCCGCCCGCAACAAGGAGCUCCGAAUGGCCGAGAUGGUAUCCAUGGGUGUGGGAAACAAGCCCUUCCUGGACAUCGCCCCUAGUGAAGCAGCCAUCAGUGACCGCGCCAUCAACUAUAUCAUGAAGGGCCGAGGAGCUCGGACUCGGGCCUCCAUUGCAGUGUCCCUAUUUGACCACACCAACCCCUACCCUGGGCCUCCGGCAUCACUUCCUACGGGUCCCUCUUCCUGCUCCUUGCUGGGACCCCUUAAUCUGCACCUGUGUGGGGACCCAACUCGACUGGGACUCCAUUGGCCCUUGCAUCGCACCUCUUACCCAGAGGAGGAUCUGGAUCCAGAGACUGAAACAGGAAGCCAGCCUUCACUGACUCCUGAGAGCUCCGAGGCCUCAUCCCAAUGUCCAUCGGCUAGUUCAAGCAGCUCCGAGAGUGACUGUGUCCCUGGUUUGCCCCUGGCCAGUAGCUGUGAGGACCAGUCCAUGGUGCCCCAGGAAGACAAAGCCCACUGUGGCCAGAGUCAGUCCAUAUCCUUGGAAAAGAAAGUUGGAUGACCCUGUGAAUCUGGGAAGAUGGUGGUGGGUUAGGGUGGACAACAGUAGGUUUGCAGCACUUUGGGAGGGAAUGGUGGGGCCAGCAUGAAGCUGAUGUCUUCAGCCCAUCCCACCCCAAGCCUGAUGUAACUUCCCCACCAUACCGGCCAGCUCUCUUCCUCCUAGGCCUGAGCUCACCAGGAUUCUAUCCUAACCUUCAUCCCUAGAUCCAUGUUAUGAUUUGACUUGAUGGCUUUUUUGAACUGUUUCUAAUAAAAGUUUAUUGGAAAUAA
This is a messenger RNA of Monodelphis domestica (gray short-tailed opossum), 5096 nucleotides long. The record is from RefSeq and is a predicted model, not a curated record. Lineage: Eukaryota; Metazoa; Chordata; Mammalia; Didelphimorphia; Didelphidae.